Molecule: messenger RNA, 3640 nt
Organism: Mastomys coucha (southern multimammate mouse)
Lineage: Eukaryota; Metazoa; Chordata; Mammalia; Rodentia; Muridae
Gene: Ubox5
Product: U-box domain containing 5
Exons: 5
Coding region: 177-1796 (539 amino acids)
Biological process (GO): protein polyubiquitination
Cellular component (GO): nucleus
Molecular function (GO): ubiquitin-ubiquitin ligase activity; ubiquitin protein ligase binding
Source: RefSeq, a predicted model, not a curated record
CUAUCAGGCAUGGGAUACAAUCUGCCGCAGUCCCUAAAGAUGCCAGAUCGAAAGCAAGAGAUGACACUGAGGCUGACAAGGAAGAUAAUUUAAUGCAGAUGAACUGAAUAGUCUCUGUGUAUUCCUUCCAACUCAGCUGUUUCUGAUGCUUGGAAGCUAUUCUUUCAGCCACAAAGAUGGUAAUAAAUCUUUGCCUCCCACAGUUCAGACCAAGAAUUCACUGCAACAAGGUGUCAGCUGAUGGUUAUGAAGUAGAAAAUCUCAUCUCUGAAGACCUCAUAAAGAGAAGCCAUGGCUUUAGGACAGAGUAUUUCAUUAGACCUCCAAUCUAUGUGACAGUUUCCUUCCCCUUUAAUGUGGAAAUCUGUAGGGUUAACAUCGAUCUCACAGCUGGGGGAUGUCAGAAUGUCUCUGGCCUGGAAUUAUACACAUCUGCCUUAUCUAGCAGAGCUUCUCAGGAUGCCCAGGACUGUUGGACUACAGGCCCGGUGGAGAUAUCUGUCCCAGACAAGGAGGCCUUCACCUUGGUAGGCAAAGUCUUACUGAAAAACCAGAACCAUGUGGUGUUCAGCCACAGGGGCUUCAAGGCCAGGCCACCUUUUAGCCCAAUGGAAGUCACACUCUUCUCUCCUGCUGUUGUAGCUCAGGAACUCUGGAAUAAAGGGGCUCUUUCCCUUAGCCAUGUGGCCCACCUCAAAAUCGGCAUCACUCAUGUGACAGGCAGUGGCAUCUCUUGCAUCAAGCGUUUAGAAGUGUGGGGUCAGCCAGCCAGGACCUGUUCUCAGGAGGUGAUAAAUAGUGUCUUGUUGACAGCCUCAGAAAGCCUGCCACAGGACUUGGGUCUGCACACUCCAGCCUUGCCCAUGGAGAGUGACUAUGACCCUGGGGGUCAAUCUGAGGGCCAGCAGUCUCCCUGUACCUUACAGGGCAUGUCUGAAGUGGUAAGUGAUGUGCCAGAGGAGUUCCUGGAUCCUAUCACCCUGGAGAUCAUGCCAUGCCCCAUGCUGCUGCCCUCAGGCAAGGUCAUUGACCAGAGCACUCUGGAGAAGUGUAACCUCAGUGAAGCUGCUUGGGGCCGAGUGCCCAGUGACCCUUUCACAGGGUUAGCCUUUACUCCACAGUCCCAGCCCCUACCUCAUCCUUCCCUGAAGGCCCGGAUCGACCGUUUCCUACUCCAGCACUCUAUUUCAGGCUGCUGCCUGCUUGGGAGAGAACAGACGCCAUCAACAAUGACCCCUUCUGUCAUUACUCUGCCCUCAAGGAAAAGGAAGACGGAGCAGGCUGAGCACAGCUCACACUACAGCCUUGGCAUGAAUGCUUCUUUCUCUGCCGCAAGCCCUUUACUCUCACCCACUACCUCAGAGCCGACUGCCAAGAAAAUGAAAGCGGCCAGCGAGCCUGGCCUGACAGACAUGGACUGUUCAGCAGGUCCAGUGUCCCAUGAGCAGAAGCUGUCGCAAAGUCUGGAAAUUGCCCUGACUUCCACCCUCGGCUCCAUGCCUUCCUUCACUGCCCGGCUCACCAAAGGGCAGCUCCAGCUGGGCACAAGAGGGAGCAGUGCUUGCAGGAGGCCAGCCACCAGCUCUGAGCAUCCAAGGAAUGUUUCCGGCCCAGAGUGUGCCUCCUGCAAACAAGCAUUUUCUUCCUACACCACAAAUGAGCCUGUGUACCAGCUGCCCUGUGGCCACCUUCUGUGCCGACCCUGCCUGAGUGAGAAGCAACGUUCCCAGCCCAUUCUGUGCACAGCCUGCCAGCAGCCAGUCACCAGCCAGGAUGUGCUGCGGGUCCACUUUUGAGUGACAAGCCGCAAUUGGAGAAGCCCCAUUUUGGGGGAGACCUGAAGGUGAAGGAAGCAAGAACAGGAUCCCAGUGCCUCUGUUUUCUCUCGGGCUUGUAUACCUCAUGGUGUGUUACAGAGACUGGGUAGGGCCAUCCCACUCCUGCUUAGGCAACAACAGGAUAACAAAGCCAUAGGGCUGGGCUGGAGAAGACAUCCCUAUUCUCCCCGGCCCACCUUGCCACUCUCUGACCAGAGCCAGCCCCCACUGUUCAGGAGCACUCCUCUCAAGCCCCCAUGUUAUCUGCAUACAAUCUUCUAAUGGAGCUUUGUGGAUGGAGCUCAGUAGACUGUGACUUGGGACCUCACACAGCCUUCCCUGCCUCAGGGUCACUCCUAAGUGGACCAUGGUAGGGGCUGUUAAGCACAUGAGUUAGCCAUGUGUACCCCGACCUCUGCAGACACUUGCAGCCUUAAUAAAAUGACAUUUGACAUUCAACGAGGAUUCCUUCUGGCACACAGGACAGCCAUAUGCAGUUGCUGCCGCCAGGUAGGCAGGGGUUCAGAUCUACCCAGUGUGAGUGUGUCAGUGCCAAGAGAAGGUGAGCAGCUUCCAUCAGGCCAAGUGCCCAGGUAUGUCUGGUUGCUCCUGGAGCCACACUCCAAGGGAGAGGACUCCUGUUCCAUAUGUAGCCUACGGUAGGAAAAUACUUGUUUAAAGAAAACAUUUUUAACAGUUUUUUUGUAUGUGUGUAUGCACGUGUGCCUUGGUGCGCCUAUGGAAAUCAGUGCUCCAGGGAUCAGCUCACUCUUUCCAACUAUGUGGCUCCCAAAACCAGUCAUCAGCGAUGUGGCGAUCUCCUCUACCCUCUGAACCACCUCCUUGGAUCCCUAGGCUGCAUUUUUUUCCUUCCAAAAUUAAACCUUAUGGAGUCCCAAAGAAAUGGAUUGCAUAUAACUCUUGUUGGCUCCUUCAAGAGCUCCCAGCCAGGAGAAGAAUACCUGUGCAGGUCCUCACACUGUCCCAUUUCCUUCCAGGCAUGAUCUGCUCUGUCUUUGAGAUAAAUCACAGCCCCUUGAGCUACAUGUUGUCUCUUCUGGUUGCCAGUGAUCAGUCAUGAGAUUUAGGGAAUCUGCUUUCAGAGUUCCCAGGAGAUGUGUCCGUAGAGGUAACCAGUAUGGGAAUGUCACCUCUUUCCUCCUACACACCACCAGUGCCUGUUGUGCUUCAGCCUUCAUAUGAGACACCAGGGUCUGCAUGGACAGGCAACCCUGCACUGCCUGGUGGCUCCUGAACAUCCCACUCUAUGCCUGGGCCUCCAUUCUAGGUGUUGUGUUCUUAGCCCAUGCAACUACAGAGGGCUUGGUUUGGGAGUUGCCACCUACCCAUAACCUGUCAUGGUCUCUGGAGUAGCCCAUUCAGACUUUACACCUUGAUGUGAGUGAUGGGAGCCAUCCCUGCCCCCUCCCCAGAGCCCCCAAGCUGCAUUCCUCUGCAGCUCUACUAGAGGUGCCUGGCCUACUCUGCUGGAAAACUAGGUCUGGGAGGCCCUGGGGUGGACUGGAGGUACCCUGAGUCCAGGGCGGGGUGGGGGUAGGGGGUGGAGAGCCACUCCUACAUUGUAAAUGUGAUUAAGUUUUCUCUUAAAGAUCUGACCCCCCACCCCCAUAGAAGUACUCUUUUUCUUCCUCCACUACCAGAAACAUUGUAAUCUUCCCUAGAAUACAUGAAUGGAAGCUGGGUGUGAUCUAAGUUUGUAAAUCCAAACAUCUGAAGGACUGCUGUGAGUUCAAGGUCAGCCUGGGCUACAUAACAAACACUUGUCUCAGAGACACUGAAAUAAAAAUGUAUUUGGCCCCAUG